AUGGAAACGGAACCUGCUAAACGUGAGGUAAAACCUCCCAGGCCAGAACCCAUGAUGGUAUCUAUACCAUUGGAGAAACUUGAUAUCACAUUCGGUACCGUGGGCAACUUAGCUAGCUGGGCUGCACCACCAGUUCAGAGUAAUGUCGAGAGGAAACCUACCUACGCAGAGGUUUCAAAAUCACCACCAGGCUCACCAAAGAAACUGACACAACUGGUUAAUGUUGUAACUCCACCAAAGACUAGUAUACCACCUACUAGACCAGUUACACCUCUGGUACCAGCGACACCGUCAGCCGAUGAAGCAGCACCUCCAAAGGCGUCCGCAACACCAAUUUCGGCUGCCGUCGGCCGUAAACGAGAAAUAGACGCGUAG
Aphidius gifuensis is the source of this 375-nucleotide messenger RNA. RefSeq lists its product as uncharacterized. The record is from RefSeq and is a predicted model, not a curated record. The transcript has a single exon. The coding region runs from base 1 to 375 and encodes 124 amino acids. Lineage: Eukaryota; Metazoa; Arthropoda; Insecta; Hymenoptera; Braconidae.